AUGGCGGCCUUGGGUUGUUGACGGAAGUCAGUGAUACGGACGGAAGAAGAACGGUAGUCACAUGUGUCCACGAGAAAGAUAUGGGGACACGGAGAAAGUGUGAUUGAAAAGAGUUGUCGAUCGAGAUACAGAGAAAGGGAUUUGAAGACAUUUCCAAGUCAAAAUUAUCUGACAGGAUGGAGCGAUUCUAGACUGCUAUCGGACAGAUUUGAUGAAAGAAUCCAUCUGAUGUUGAUCACUGAGAAGAAUGGAGGAAGUAGAAGUGACGGUUCACAGCAACUUGCCUGAGGGAGAGCCGCAGGGCACAUUUCACAUUAUUUUAAACGAAAAUUCUAAGGUCAGUGUUCUGAUCCGUAAAGUUUGUUCAGACAACGCUAUUCCACUGAAGAGUUCGUAUGUGCUGCGAAACAAAGACGGACAUGAACUGAAUUGGUCAACAUCAGUCAAGGAAAAUGUUCAGACCAGUGGCAAAGAGUUUUAUCUUUGGAACACAGCAGAGGAGGUGACAACAACGGGACGGAAAUGUGACUGUAACAUUUGGUGGUUCAUUGGCGGGAUAAGUCUGGUGAUCGGCAUCCUUGGUCUCAUAGCCAUCAUAAUCAUGUUUCUUCAAAACGGGAAAACGGAAUAUGAGUACGGAGUAGUGAUGGAUGCUGGGUCCAGCCACACAACCCUGUAUGUUUACAAAUGGUCCGGCGAGAAAUACAAGGACACGGCUCUGGCAGUGCAAGCAGAUUUCUGUAAAGUUUCAGGUCCAUCAAUAUCAAGUUACACGAAUAACCUCCAGGACCUAGCCAAACAUCUGGAGGUAUGUUUAGACAAAGCCAGGAAUACUGUGCCCGCGGACAAGCAUGCGACCACACCCAUCUACCUGGGGGCCACGGCCGGAAUGAGGCUGCUCCAUGCAGUCAACACCAGUCAGAGUGAGGCCAUUUUGUCCGUCAUCCGAACUUCUAUUAAGAAAUACCCAUUCAUGUUCAAUAACGCCACCCAACAGGCUCGAAUCAUCUCUGGUGACGAGGAGGGGCUGUACUCCUGGGUGACCAGUAACUAUGUAACGGGAUCCUUCGGUGUGAAAAAGCCACUGUUACAAGGAGCAGGUAAAUCCUGGCAGAUGACAGCCUCUGGAGACGGAACUGUCGGGGCCAUGGACCUAGGUGGCGCUUCUACACAGAUGACGUUUUACCCCGGUAGCAUUGCCAUGCCUCCUGCUUACGAAAAAGAUUUGACUCUGUUUGGGUUGAAUUAUUCCAUAUACACUCACAGUUACCUGUGCUACGGAGUUAACGAGAUCACAAGGAAAUACCAGGCACUUCUCAUCAAGAACCAGAACUACACGGACACUGUAAGCAACCCCUGUGGCCCGCUGGGUAAAAACAUCAGCGUCCCUUACACCGAAGUGUUUGAGGCGCCCUGUACCAGUGACUCCAGGCCAUCAGGCAUUGACAGGAAUACAACAUUCCAGCUGGUGGGAGAGAGUGACAAUGCCAUGUGCCAUCAGACAGUCCAGCAACUCUUUAACAUGAGUACUGUCUGUCCUCAGCCUCCCUGUACAUUUAACGGCACGUACCAACCAAAGGUGUACGGCAAAUACUAUGCAUUUUCCAACUUUUACUAUGUGAUGGAGUUUCUGAACCUGACCUCGCCAAAGAUGUCCCCGGAGACAAAGUUGUCAGACGUUGUAGAGGCUGUUGGGACCCUUUGUGAGAAACCCUGGAGUGAGGUUCGGUACAUGAAGACGGAUAUAAAAUAUCUCCUACCGGAGUUCUGCUUCAGGGGACGAUACAUCCUCACUCUUCUCCAUGAGGCCUACAAGUUUGACGACGACGAUGGGUCAUGGCGAAAAAUCAGCUUUGUUAAUAACUUGGAUGGUACAGAAAUAGGCUGGAGUUUGGGGUACAUGAUAUCACAGAGCGUCCACGUUGCCGCGGUAACUCCAAAGACAGUGCUGCCUCUGACAACGUUUAUCCUCCUCGUCCUUCUCUUCUGUGUUUUCCUCUGUUUAUCUGUCGGCUUCGCAAUACAUGCCAUCAAAAGUCGAAAAUUUGAAACAAAGGGCAAAUAUCAACAGCUGUCCACUACAGCGAGGGCUAACUAUGGGGCUUUGUGAGAGAAAAAAAAGUUUCAUUUCCAUAAUGCUGGGGAGAUCAACUGAAGUUGCGUUUUUAGUCCCACAUUUGCCAAAUAUAGAUACAUAUUACAUUUUUAACAUGUUUAACAGAAAAAAUCACCUCAUGGGUUGUAGAUUUCUCUGUCACACCCUCAAGGUAGGGAAUGAUUAAUUUUCUCCCAUCCUAUUAUUUCAGUCACAACUCCA
Messenger RNA from Mizuhopecten yessoensis (Yesso scallop), 2317 nucleotides. Its product is annotated as ectonucleoside triphosphate diphosphohydrolase 1-like. The transcript has 13 exons. NCBI's taxonomy places the organism in Eukaryota, Metazoa, Mollusca, Bivalvia, Pectinida, Pectinidae. The coding region runs from base 248 to 2110 and encodes 620 amino acids. Gene Ontology annotation, cellular component: plasma membrane. The record is from RefSeq and is a predicted model, not a curated record. Gene Ontology annotation, molecular function: UDP phosphatase activity; GDP phosphatase activity. Gene Ontology annotation, biological process: nucleoside diphosphate catabolic process.